AUGUCCGCCCCCCUCCCCGGCGGCUUCCUGCCUUCCCCCCUCCCCUCCCCCACCCCCUCCACCCCCUCCAUCUCCUCCCCCCACACCCACACCAGCCUCCCGCACCCGCGCCCGCGCCCCCUCCGCCCGGGCAGCGGCAGAGAAGAGACGACGCGGCGGUGGGUCGAGAAUGCGUUGUUGAAGGUUUCGAGACGGUAUGUGAAGAAGUUUCAGCCGGUUGAGAUGAGGGGGGAUGGGGGCGGGGCCGAGGCGAGGGGGUAUGAGAGGAUGGGGGAUGUGUGUAGGGAUUUGGGGGAGGUUGUAGAUGUGCUUUGGAGGAGUGGGACGCCGAGUCUACAGAUCCCGUACUUGUUUAAUAUCGCACUGGCGGUGUCGACGUAUCUACCAGCCUUCCCAGCUGCGCCGGGGGCGACGUUCGAGUUAUUGGGGAAGAUGGACCAUGCGCUUGCGAGUUUGUUGGGUGGGAAGGAUAUGGCGAGCGGGGAGGCGCUGCCGGGGCUGGAGGAGGAGGGGAGUGGGAUGAGCAGGACGGAUAUGGUGAGGUGUAAGAGUAUCGUUGAGCAGACACGUGUUGUCGUCGUGGAGGUUAUGGGGAGGGAGGGGGAGGUGGAGGAUGAGGGAAGUAUGGCUACAGUGACGGAGGAUGACGGGACGGAUGGGGGGGAUAUGCAGAUGGGUUGGGACGAGGAAGAACCCGAGCUGCAUAACAUGGAUGUCGCGAAGGUUUACGAGAACACGAUUGUCCGGCUCGACGAGGCGUUGAAUCGCGGGACGGCGUAUGAUGUUGGGGCUUCGAGUUGAAGAAUUCCUUUCCCAGAGUAAUACUCCGAGUGACUGAUGCCGAAUGAUCGACCGGGCAUACGACAGUGUAAGGGAUGCUGCCACGUGUGGCUGGGGUCGAGACAUUUCGGACGGGAUCUGGCAGAGAGUCAUUUACAAGGCUAUCCCUAGCUGUUGUUUGCUUGCUUGCUCACACCUUGCCUGUACGCCCGGGGGGAGGAGAUCGCCGGAAGUGAGGACUUGCAGAAUACGCGUAGCUGCAUGAAUGUCUUGCGGAAGCCGAAGGACAAUGGAUUACGUGCUUAGCGCCGUGGGUACGAGGGUAUCUUGUCGGAUCUGUAUCUAAUAAUGACAU
Pseudogymnoascus destructans is the source of this 1135-nucleotide messenger RNA. RefSeq lists its product as uncharacterized. NCBI's taxonomy places the organism in Eukaryota, Fungi, Ascomycota, Leotiomycetes, Thelebolales, Thelebolaceae. Bases 1 to 801 code for a protein of 266 amino acids. Gene Ontology annotation, cellular component: transcription factor TFIIH holo complex. The transcript is spliced from 2 exons. The record is from RefSeq and is a predicted model, not a curated record.